ACGAGCAAGUAGUAGCACGAGUUACGAGGUUUAGGUUGUAGCCCAAUACCGAACGGAGACCGUUCCUCAGCGUUAGGCUCGUACUUUGCCUGGAGAAGCAUGCUGUAGUGUGACCGUCGUUGAUAUCACCCAUCAUUCCACUUGAUCUUGAAGUUAACACCCCUUGAAGUGAAAUGAGCACUAAGGAGUCCGUCCUGCCCUACUUGCCAUGGCUUGGCACGGCAGCUGCAUUAGGCAUUGCCUUCCUUGCCUAUAGGUCGUACGGCAAGGCAAAGGGACGUGUUAACUUGCAAAUCGACAUGACUAACCCCAAAAUUGUUAAUUCCGUUGACAUUGAGGACAUUGGAAACAAAGCUGUCUUCUGUCGUUGCUGGAAGUCCAAGAAGUUUCCUUAUUGUGAUGGAUCACACAACAAACACAAUGAAGAAUGUGGUGACAACGUUGGCCCUUUAAUUGUCAAACGAAAGGAUGCCUGAAGGACUAACAGGCUGAUGUGAAGAAUCCAGUAGCACGUUUUCUUGCUAGCCUGCGAGCUAUUAGUCUGAAAUAAAUUUUAUUGCGACUAUACCCUUCA
Molecule: messenger RNA, 574 nt
Organism: Dermacentor andersoni
Lineage: Eukaryota; Metazoa; Arthropoda; Arachnida; Ixodida; Ixodidae
Gene: Cisd2
Product: CDGSH iron sulfur domain 2
Biological process (GO): regulation of autophagy
Cellular component (GO): mitochondrial outer membrane; intracellular membrane-bounded organelle
Molecular function (GO): 2 iron, 2 sulfur cluster binding
Source: RefSeq, a predicted model, not a curated record